CCUCAGAAGCACCAGGCGGUGGCGCUGCGGGUGAGCUCUGACCUAUUGGUGUUCUACCGCUGCGGCAUAAUUGGCUACCAAGACACACUCUACGCCCACUCCCUCCGCCAAUGCUACCGCGACUGCCAUAUCUACGGCACCGUAGACUUCAUCUUCGGCGACGCCCCGGUCGUGAUCCAAAACUGCGACAUAUUCGUAAGAAAACCAAUGAGCCACCAAGGCAACAUGAUCACCGCUCAAGGGCGGGACAACCCUAACGAGAACACGGGGAUUUCGAUCCACGCGUCGCGCGUUAGGCCCGCGGCGGAUCUUGUCCCGGUCAAGGGCGCCUUCAGGAGCUACUUGGGAAGGCCGUGGAAGAAGUACGCAAGGACGGUGUUUCUUAAGACGGACUUGGAUGGGUUGAUUGAUCCCAAGGGGUGGAAAGAGUGGAGAGGCGAUUUUGCAGUUUCAACUUUGUUUUAUGGAGAGUAUAUGAACACUGGAAUUGGCGCUUCAACGGCAAAAAGAGUGAAUUGGCCUGGCUUUCAUGUGCUCAAUAGUGAUCAACAAGCGAGCCCUUUUUCUGUGGGUAGUUUUAUUCAAGGAGGGUCUUGGAUUCCAGUCACUGGGGUCCCAUUCUCUAUUGGAAUAUGA
Messenger RNA from Morus notabilis, 636 nucleotides. Its product is annotated as probable pectinesterase/pectinesterase inhibitor 36. Gene Ontology annotation, biological process: cell wall modification. The record is from RefSeq and is a predicted model, not a curated record. Gene Ontology annotation, molecular function: pectinesterase inhibitor activity; pectinesterase activity. The transcript has a single exon. Lineage: Eukaryota; Viridiplantae; Streptophyta; Magnoliopsida; Rosales; Moraceae. The annotation marks the transcript as partial.